Kockovaella imperatae is the source of this 763-nucleotide messenger RNA. RefSeq lists its product as hypothetical. NCBI's taxonomy places the organism in Eukaryota, Fungi, Basidiomycota, Tremellomycetes, Tremellales, Cuniculitremaceae. Bases 95 to 664 code for a protein of 189 amino acids. The record is from RefSeq and is a predicted model, not a curated record. The transcript has 4 exons.
CUAUGCUAUUGUUCAAUGACCUGAUUACUGGCCGACGAUCGGCCAAACCUUAUUAUCUCCGGCACAGCCGCCCCCCGAGUGACGUAGCACGCACAUGACCUACAACGCUGCCAUCUGCUUGGAAUCACCCAUCACCCAAACCCCCCUCAUGCGCUUACCACUGCUAUCAGCUAUAGCAGCACUAUUCACCUCUGUACCCGUGACUUCUAGCAGCAACAUCACUCGCUCAGCCUCCAGUAUGGUCCUCGAGACGGGUAAAAUGAAUGUCCUCCACGGCCCUCUUCAACCUCUGACUCGAUCUGGUGAUUCGACUCACCCGGCUGGAUUCAUGAGAGAUGGAACGUGUUGGGGUCUAAGCUCUUCCGAUGAUCCAGGUCAACAUUAUGUCGGAGCUGUGGUCAGCAAAGAGUUUCUAGAAUUCAGCAAAGCCAGAGGGAACGAUCUGACCAAUCGAACACCCUACUUCCCCGGGCUGAAAGACGGAUGCAAGUGGUGUCUUUGUGUGGCUAGGUGGAAGGAGGCCUUCAUGGCUUCAUCGGAAAUGGGAGACAAGAUCGUACCAAAGGUGAUACUUGAUGCGACGGCAUAUGAUACUCUCAAGCAGGUCAAGAUUGAGGAUCUGAAGAAGUUUGAAUUCAAAGAUCACCAAAGGGCAGAGCUGUGACGUGGGCAUAACUGUACUGUAUCAUUAGACCAUUCUCGAUGCACCAUUGCGAUACAUCUGUGGAGAACGAGCACACGCCCGUAGGUCUGGAUGUAUGAU